UCAACGGCAGCCCGGAAGGGUCAGUGCAGGGCCGGCCAAUCCGCCGUGUGCGUUGCUUUCAUUGGGUGGUGGGUUCUACGCCGCCUGAGCCCAAGCCAGCGGCUGAGGCGACCCUCCGGCCACGCGAGGACUCGGCUCCGCGCCCUCCUGUGCGGUGCGGGGCGGCGUGACCCUUUCCUCCGGUCGGUGCCGAAGAGAACCGCUCCUGGCCGGGCGGACAGCUUGAGCCCCGUAGGAUGGCAGCCCCGUCUAUGAAAGAGAGGCAGGUUUGCUGGGGAGCCCGCGAUGCGUACUGGAAGUGUUUAGACGAGAACACGGAGGACGCUUCUCAAUGCAAGAAGUUAAGACACUCAUUUGAAUCAAGUUGUCCCCAGCAGUGGAUAAAGUAUUUUGAUAAAAGAAGAGACUACUUAAAAUUCAAAGAAAAAUUUGAAGCAGGACAAUUCCAGCCUUCAAAAACAACUGCAAAGUCCUAGGCUGUUUUUGAACUUUUCAGAAAGGUUGAAACUAUGCUUUCUGGACAUUCAAAAAUGUUCCAUUCACUAUAGACGUCGUUUUGAAUCAUGGCUUAUCAGUACUUGUAUAUAUAUAAAUCUUAAUUAAAAUGAAGAUUCCAUCAUUCAAACUAUGAAGAACUGAAAUAAAA
Messenger RNA from Rhinolophus ferrumequinum (greater horseshoe bat), 646 nucleotides. RefSeq names its product cytochrome c oxidase assembly factor 6 homolog. The coding region runs from base 237 to 476 and encodes 79 amino acids. The record is from RefSeq and is a predicted model, not a curated record. The transcript is spliced from 3 exons. Gene Ontology annotation, biological process: respiratory chain complex IV assembly. NCBI's taxonomy places the organism in Eukaryota, Metazoa, Chordata, Mammalia, Chiroptera, Rhinolophidae. Gene Ontology annotation, cellular component: mitochondrion; respiratory chain complex IV.